Molecule: messenger RNA, 4226 nt
Organism: Clupea harengus (Atlantic herring)
Lineage: Eukaryota; Metazoa; Chordata; Actinopteri; Clupeiformes; Clupeidae
Product: NLR family CARD domain-containing protein 3-like
Molecular function (GO): protein binding
Source: RefSeq, a predicted model, not a curated record
UGUCUCUUUUCCGUGUCAGUAGUUGCUUUGCGCAGGACUGAGUUUCAGGGUCUUCUGGUUUUGACUAAAUCAUUUGAUCGCGAUUCAUUUGAACCAACACACUGUUUGUAGGCUUACUUACCUUCUUAUAUAACUUUACUGCACCAUAUUGUAAUUCAAUUUGCACCACUCAAAACGAAGGUCUGCAACAGCGAGGCAGCCCCUGGACCACUAACCUCAAAGGAUAUGUUGAGCUGCCAACAGUUGUUGUGUAUGAAGCGACCCUGAAUGUCAUCUUCCUCCAAAACACUCACAGUUAAUUCUACACGCGAACCAUCAAGUUCUUUACUACACAACUUUCCAGUACAUGAUUGAUAUCUCAGCCAGCACACCCCAUGGCGACCUCGAAGGACAGAACAUUUAAAGAAAAACUGAUCGAUGAAGUGCGCCGCCAUAUGCAUCUACUUUAUCCGGGAGACUACAGGACAUUCAAAGUGACAUGGAGCUCUUGGAUAGUGAUUGCUACGAAGCUCGGCAAAGACGAAAAUAUUUGCUCCAAAGUUUGGAAGAAUUUAAGAGUACAAUAUAACAGAGCAAAUAAGACAGGGACCAUCAUCUCACCCAACAGCAUCCUUGCGAAGAUGGAGUCCCUUUUCCAACAUGCAAAACAGUCAACAUCGAGGUCGAUGGACCCUAGAGGGAAGAAACUCGGCCAAAUGAAGAAAAAGGAGCCAAGUGCACAGCCUAUUGACAAGAGUGCCCACUACGGAAGAAAAUCUGUCUCUAAAUAUAGCAGAGAUGAAAAGUGUAUUAAGCAACCCAGAAUGUCAUCUUCCUCCAACACACUCACAGAAAAUUAUGAACACACACAAACCAGCAGGUCCGUUUCUGCAAAAUAUUCGGGUACAGGAAAGAAUCAACCUGGACAUGUCUUUUCAAACUCAAGGAAUGAAUUAAGAGCUGACAAUGGGGGUCUUCUCAAUGCACCACAAUUAAAAAAAUGCAACAUUAUUGGGUCUGUGACGUUCAAUAAUGAGAUGGGCAACAGAAAAGAGGAUGCAAAUGUGGAUUCUGCAGGUGUCUUUGAGAGAAUUUCGGAAGACGUGAGGGCGAGACUGAAGAGACAAGUAGGAUAUAUCGUGGAGGGUAAUGAAACUAGAGUAGAGAAGAAACCCUUAAACCAAAUCUACACAAAAGUCUACAUCACAGAGGCAGAGGCAAGUGUUGUUAAUGAGCAUGAAAUAUGCCAGAUAGAUUCAGCUGCCAAGGUUCAACCAGAUGGUAAGGAAAUUGAGUGCAACAAUAUCUUCAAACAAGAUGAAGCCAUCAGGACUGUGCUGACCAAAGGAAACGCUGGUAUAGGGAAAACAGUUAGUGUGCAUAAGUUUAUCCUUGACUGGGUGGAGGGCAAAGCCAAUCACAUCAUAAAGCUCAUAUUGCUCUUACCCUUUCGGGAGCUCAGUUUACGGAAAGGAGAAUAUAGUUUUCACACACUUCUCAUCGAGCUCUACCCAGAACUUGCUGAGCUUAAGGAUCCAAAGAUCUAUAACAGCAAUGAAAUUGUCUUUAUCCUCGAUGGCCUGGAUGAAAGCACAUUUCAGUUGAACUUUUCCAAGAAGCUAGUAGCAGACAUGAACACGCACACCACAGUGGACGUCCUGAUCACAAGCCUCAUUAAAGGGAAACUGAUGGACUCUGCUCUCCUUUGGAUAACCUCACGACCAGCAGCUGUCACCCGGGCCCUGUCUAAGCACAUCGACCAAAUUACUGAAGUCCGAGGUUUCAAUGACCCACAGAAGGAGGAAUAUUUCCGCAAGAGGAUCAGCAAACCUGACCUUGCCAACAACCUCAUCUCGCACAUCAAGUCAUCUCGGGUCCUCUAUAUCAUGUGCCAUAUCCCUCUGUUUUGCUGGAUCGCGGCAACAGUUUUUCAGAACAUGCUUAGUCGGGGUGACUACAAGGAAAUUCCCAAAACCCUUACCAGUAUGUAUUGCCACUUUUUGCUAAUUCAGACUGACAUAGCACACCAGAAGAACGAGGACGCAAAUGAAAUGAGCAGGCAGAAACUUCUUGAGUGUAACAGAGAAGUCAUUAUGAAAGUUGCUCAGCUGGCUUUUAAACAGCUGCUCAAGGCCAGACUUAUUUUUUCUGAAGAGGACCUUAAGGAAUGUGGAAUUGACGCAAAUGAUUCCCUUGUCUCUGGGAUGUGCACAGAGAUCUUGAAGUUAGAACCUUCCUGUUAUGUGAACACCUUCCAUGAGAAGACCUACUGCUUUGUGCAUCUGAGCAUCCAGGAGUUUCUUGCUGCUUUCUAUGCAUUUCACUGCUAUAAAAGCAAGAAUCUGUUCCCCAUCAUGACCUUUCUGGCUCAGAAGAGAAAAGCUGCGCCUGAGCAUCUCGGACUGGAGGACUUGCUGAAAAUUGCAGUCAACAAAGCACUGGACAGUAAAAAUGGACACUUAGACCUGUUUGUCCGCUUUCUUCAUGGCAUCUCACUGGACACCAAUCAAAGAAUUUUAGGUGGUCUGCUGCCCAAUGUAGAGUCAGAUUCAGAGACUAUGAGAAAAAUAAUCGGCAACCUGAAAAAAAUGCAGCGGAAGGAUAUCUCAGCAGAACGUUGCAUGAACCUCUUCCACUGCCUCAGUGAAAUGAACGACUGCUCGGUCCAUGAGGAAGUCCAAGGAUUUUUGAAUUCAGAGAAAGGCUCUGUCAAAGUGUUGUCACUAGCACACUGCUCUGCACUGGCCUACAUGCUUCAGUUCUCUGAUGAGGUGCAGGAAGAGUUUGACCUGAGGAAGUACAACACAUCUGACGAGGGACGCAAGAGGCUGGUUCCAGCAGUGAAAAGCUGCAGUAAGGCUAUUCUUGUUGGCUGUAAACUCUCAGAGAACUCCUGUGACAUUGUGGCCUCAGCAUUACAGUCUGAAAACUCAGCAUUGAGAGAGUUGGACCUAAGUGACAACGAUCUUCAGGAUUCAGGGGUGAACAUUCUCUGUGCUGGACUGAAGAGUAGGAACUGCAAACUGGAGAAACUGAGAUUAUCUUGCUGUGGCGUCACAAGGGCUGGCUGUGAGGCACUGACCUCUGCUCUUCGUUCCAACCCUUCUUACCUGAGAGAACUCGACCUGAGUCGUAACUACCCAGGGGUCGAGGGAAAGGCCAAACUCUCUAAAAUACAGAAGAAACUACGGUGUACAAUAAGUUUUGAUGACGAGGCAGAGUACUGGUUGAAGUCUGGAUUACGGGAAUAUGCCUGCGAAAUCACUUUAAACCCAAACACAGUCCACAGAAAGCUAUCGUGGAAGAACCAAAAAGUCAACGUGCACGAGUCAGAUCAGGAACGCCCUGAUUGCCCAGAGCGAUUCAAGCACUGUCAGCAGUUCCUCUGCAGUGAGGGACUGACUGGAAAGGCUUACUGGGAAAUCGACUGGAAUGGACGGACCUCGAUUGGCGUUGCGGACAGGAGCAUUAGCAGGGACGGACUGGACGAAAGUCGGCUCGGAUGCAACAACAAGUCCUGGAGUCUUGAAUGCUAUGCCUCUGAGUACCUCGCCAAACACAAGAACGAGACUGAACACAUCCCGGCUCCUCGCUCCAAGUCUGGGCGACUAGGAGUGUUCUUGGACUGGCAAGGCGGAACCCUAUCCUUCUACAGUGUCUCCUCCGGAACCCUUUCCCACCUGCACACGUUCCAUGGGAGAUUUGUCGAACCCCUCUACCCAGGGUUUGAGGUUUCGAAGAGUGUUACCAUAUGCCAACACAAAAAACCUACCAAGAAAAAGGCUAGUGAUUUGUAAGAUGCUUUGUUAUGCUGCAGUCACGGAUGAAUAACUUGGCAUAAGAGGACUAUUAUUAAUAAUAAUAAUAAUAAUAAUAAUAAUUCAUUUUAUUUGUAACGCACUCUUCAUUCAGAAAAAUCUCAGAGUGCCAAGAAUCUCAGAGUGCCAAAUCUUAUUAUUACUUACUAUGGCCUUAGUAUAGUCAGAAUGUAUUUUUGCAGGCUUUUAUUUUUGUAUGUAUGUAGGACUGCAUUUUCUAUAUUUUAGUAAGAUCAUGUACAAAAAUCCUUUCAUUUUACCAGCUUACCUCUAUGAUGAUCUCAGGUAUUUUUGACUAUAUCUGUAGUGUUUUGUAAUGUUUUGGGGGAUGAAUUGUUUUUCUACGUUUUUUAUUCCUUACAUCACUUGUCAGAAAUGUAUAUCACUGACUAAAUCCAAUAUAAAAUAAAUCAAAAAUGCUAAAAAUAA